Messenger RNA from Ornithodoros turicata, 5817 nucleotides. Its product is annotated as hepatocyte growth factor receptor-like. Gene Ontology annotation, biological process: cell surface receptor protein tyrosine kinase signaling pathway; multicellular organism development; positive regulation of kinase activity. The transcript is spliced from 21 exons. Gene Ontology annotation, cellular component: plasma membrane; signaling receptor complex. Gene Ontology annotation, molecular function: transmembrane receptor protein tyrosine kinase activity; ATP binding; protein binding. Bases 479 to 4594 code for a protein of 1371 amino acids. NCBI's taxonomy places the organism in Eukaryota, Metazoa, Arthropoda, Arachnida, Ixodida, Argasidae. The record is from RefSeq and is a predicted model, not a curated record.
GAAACUACAAGCGAGGGCGGGUGAGUAUUUGAGAAAGGAGGCACUUGAGAAUUUCUUCGAGGAGGAUAAAGCGAAAGGGAGCCGAGGUCACAUGGCCGACUCGGCCGUCUGCAACGUUUUCGCCCUCCGUCCCGCAGGAAAAAGUUUCUGCGAGGAAGUUGUUGGCGCAAGAAGAGCCUUGGAUGACGUUUUCGAGCUCAUUCAGACGUCUUCCUUCGUGUUUUUCUGCUGUGACUAAGGUGUGGAGAACGGCUACGUUGUGGUCUCCGACUUGUGGCGUAGGUGUGUUGUGUGCGACUCCUCGACUGUCUUCUGCUAUGAAACAAGACAACAACAAGUGUCGUAGAGUACGGAUAUCUUUGGUACUCUGAACGGCAGAGUGGAUUUUAGAGGAGAUGGAUGUUCAGGUCAGGAUACGUAGGAAGGAAAUCAGCUCGUCACACAAGAGAUAAGUAAUCAAGACCCUGCCCCCAUCAAGAUGGCGCAUUUACAUAGACACAUCAUCUCAGCAAUCCUCAUCACAUCAUUCCUCUCGGUCACUUCAUCCAGGCUACCAUCCCUCACAGACGUGUACAGGAUAGACGACGGCAUUCCUCAAAACAUAGUCAGACUUCAAAGAUACACCGACAUCAUUAUCGUGGGCGGGAGGAACGCCUUGUACAAAUUCACCCCCGACCUCAACCUCACAUCGCAGUUCUUCACUGGACCCUACCCGGACAGUCUAGAAUGCCGUCCCGACCCAUUGCCCUGCGAACAGGCCCGCAUCUUAACAGACAACGACAACAAAGUCCUGUUGCAACUACGAAAUUUGCCGUUCGUCUUGUCUUGCGGUUCAAUCUGGCAGGGAACAUGCUCUCUGUAUACCGUUUCCUUGAACAUCACAAAGACGAAAGAGUUCGACAAAUCCCUCGUCGUGAAUUAUGUCGCUUCACGGGCAGAGACCGUCGCCUUUUACGGAGAGGGAUCCCACACGGAUGUCUUGUUCUCGGCUUCGACUUACGACGACAGACCUGUCCGGUACCACCCGUUCCCCGUAGCUGCGAGAACCUCCAAGAAAGAUUCAUUAAAGCUAGCUGCUGACGAGGGAAAUACGGCGUCCUUCGUAGAUGUCGUGGAGGCUUACAAGAAGCCCUACAAGAUCCACUACAUCUACGGGUUCGCUUACGAUGGCUUCGCGUACUUUGUCACGGUGCAGAACCCCGGUGUGUCCCUGACUAUAUUUGAGACGAGGCUAGCGAGGGUGUGCCAGAAAGACCUGUCUUUUUUCACCUACACGGAGGUGCCCUUGAAGUGUGUCGACGGCGAAAGGACGUACAGUGUGGCGGAGGUAGCUACACUGCACAUGUCCGGUGGUAGCACUCGCAAGAAGAAAAGCGAGUCCGUCGAUGAAACGGCGACGCUGAGCGUGGCUUUUGGGAAGCCCUACUCCGGCAUGGGAUUUGUGAAUGACCCCAGCUUGGGAUCGGGAUUGUGUCAGUUCAAGAUGACGGACGUGGUGGCCAUGUUCGAGAACACGACGACUGAUUGCAAUAAUGGUGGCCAGGCGGCGUCUCUGCAGAGGUUGCUCCAUGGCGAGACGCUGCUCAGGUGUCAAGAAUACAAACCGACAGGAGGCGUGAAUUUCUGCGCCCAAGGUCCUAACUAUUACAUCGAAAGCCGUUUACAUUUACCCGGUACACUCACCAUCACCCGGAAGGAUUCCCUCAUGACUUCGCUGCUGAUGCUGAGGCAAGGCGAAGCACCAAGACAGAGGAACAUAGCCUGGAUCGGAGACAGCAACGGACAUCUUAGCAAGUACCUGAUAGCCGGCAGGACCGCCAAGCUCCUGGGUUCUACAGACAUCUCACAGCAAGAGGAGUCGACGAUUCCACCGAGGGUUAGAAAAUCGGUGGCGGUUGAUGCGGACGGCAACUUUGGCUACUUCCUGACAGGACGAAGUGUCGUCAAGUUUCCCGUCGGUUCCUGCUCUAUAUACAAUGACUGUGCUUCCUGCAUGAGGGCAUCGGACGAUCCCUUAGGGUGCGGUUGGUGCGACGGCAGAUGCGCUCACCAGGGCGAGUGCGACACCACCGUUGACACAGCACAAUGUCCCAUAUCCAUAGAGAAGGUGUACCCAACAAGAGGUCCAGUAACCGGAGGAACGCUACUCACUAUCGAGGGCGACAACCUGGGUACACAACAUGAACCUGAUCAUAGUUCUAUCAGAGUUACUGUGGGUGACGUCGUUUGUCCUCUCUUCUCGUGGAAUUUCACCACGGUGCAGUGCACAGUUCCCGCUGCAGGCAAUGCGACAUCAGCAGGCAUAAGGAUCUCUGUGAAUGACACCUAUUACUCCGACGACAAACUCUACGAUAUCAUGGACACGCAGCUUUUAGAAGAACCCUUCCAGUAUUUGGACGUAAGCAUCUUUGGAAUGUACCCUACGUUCGGUCCCAUGUCUGGAGGAACAAAUCUCACGAUUGAGGGCCUCAACCUGGACUCCGGUACAAACCACGUCGUCAGGGUCGGUAUAUACCCUUGCGAAAUAUUGAGCCUUUCAAACGAGGCCGUGACAUGCGAGACACCAAACGUCACAACAGCGGCGUUGACAAGUUCUGCCAUGCGAGUCGUAUAUCUCGUGGAAGACAAGGAAGUUCUCUGGUCAUGUGGGGAGCAAUGCAUUCAGAAUUCUUUCUUCAAGUACAGCAUCGACCCUGUUGUCGAGAGUGUGGUACCAAAGAGUGCACCAUUCGCCGGAGGCACCAACAUAACUGUGCGAGGGACUAACUUGAACAGUGUCUACAAACCGAUGCUGGUCUUCCAAGGCGAUGAAAAUGAUGGCGGGAAUACUAUCAGCACACAAUGUCUUGCUAUGCUUGGGGGCAGUACGAUGACAUGUGCCGUGCCCUCCCUGUACAACAGCACCAUCGUCAACCAAGCCAGGAUUACGAAAUUCAAUUUACGAAAUUCGGCUCUUCUAGUGCACGGUUACUUUCAAAUGGAUAGCUUGAAGCUGGGGUCCAAACCAGGCCAAACAUCUUUCGACUUCCUUUAUCGCCCAGAUCCUGAGUUUGAGACGUUUACCGGGGAAGGAAACGAGGUUGAAGUCGGUCUCGACGAUCUAACACUGGAGAUUCCGGGAAAGAACCUGGACAGCAUAAUCUUCAGAAAAGAUGUUAACAUAAAGGUUGGAGACGUGGACUUCGCUUGCAACAUUACGGACAUUCAGCCGACUGCCCUGUUCUGCUCCCUCAGGAAAGACGAGUUUAGUGAAGAGUCUGAGCACUCUGUCGAGGUUAUACUGGCAGGCCGAUCGUACAGCGUCGGCGCACUGCGUCUGGUACCGGCCAAAGUGGCCAGUCAUACUGGGCUCAUCGCUGCCGUCGUCGUCGUAGUCUUCAUCGUUGUAGUUAUCGUCGCUGGAGUCUUGUAUUACAUCAAGAUCCGUAGCAAGAAGACAGUACCAGAGUACUUCGUCGAUUACAACAACAGAGGGGAUGAUGGCAACAGAGCUAACAGCGUAGUGAUAUCCCCUGAGACGCCCGUUACUAGUGCGGGAACCGCUGACUACGUGCGACCAAAUGACGCUGAGGCACGUGAGGCUCUCAUGGCACACGCCUUCGAGCUGGAUAGCGAAACCAUAGCCAUGCUCGAGUCUGAGAAGAUACUCUUCAAGAGGGAGUACCUCAUACUCGGUCCUGUCAUUGGCCAGGGACAGUUUGGUUGCGUCUACCGUGGAACGCUGGAGCUCGAAGGGAAGGGAGAAGUACUUUCUGUCGCUGUCAAGACGCUUCAUAACAACUCAAGGGGUGUGGAGCUUGAUGGCCAAGCCUUCUUGGAGGAAGCGUUAAUUAUGAAGGACUUCCACCACACAAACGUCCUUUCCCUCAUUGGACUUUGUGUAGACACCGAUGGACAGCUCAUGGUCAUCACUCCUUACAUGAAAUAUGGCGACCUCUUGUCCUACAUACGAGAUGAAAGAAAUUCUCCUACUGUGAAGGAUCUGAUUACGUAUGGCAUCCACAUCGCUGAAGGCAUGAACUACCUUUCGAGUCAGAAGUUUGUACAUCGAGAUCUCGCUGCGAGGAACUGCAUGCUAAGUGAGGACUUCACAGUUCACGUCGCGGACUUCGGUCUUUCCCGCGACGUCUAUGAAAAGGACUACUACAGCGGGGAUAAUAAAAAAACGAAACUUCCAGUGAAAUGGAUGGCGCCGGAAAGCUUAGAAAAGGGCAUCUACAAUCAUAAGACUGACGUGUGGGCGUACGGCAUUGUAUUAUGGGAACUGAUGACACGAGGUGUGACGCCAUAUCCUGAAGUGGACAACUGGGACAUCGUCAAUUUCCUGAAGCAAGGGCGACGGAUGCAACAGCCAUCUUUCUGUCCAGACAUUCUGUACGAAAUCAUGCUUCAGUGCUGGGAAGAAGACCCCAAGAAACGACCACCCUUCUCCCGCCUGGUGCAGGACGUGACUAACGUGAUCACCACACUUCAAAAGAGGAAACGUGACAAGGAAGUCGGCUUAAAAGUGACCUACGUCAACUAUCCCCGAACGGAAGGCGACGAAGAGGACGACGACGACGACGAUGAGGCCGGUCCUUCGUAUCAAAGAUGAAAUACCCCUUCUGCACUAGUUGAAAGAAACACGUCUGUGAUCUUUAAGUAGAAACGCCAUAAGGACAUCAGCAAGACAUCAUCAUAAAGCAUUGCCAUUCUCACGUUCAGUGAUGUUGUGCUACGGCCUACUGUGUAGGCUUGGACAACGGACUUUGAAGGGUUCAUUCAGUGACUAGAGCUCGCCAGUAUCGAAGGAAGCCACGGCUGAGUUUCCCAUGGUCUACAGCGUUGAGUACGGCCCGAUAUAAAGACACAGUGACUUCACAUGCGUGAUUGCUGUGCUCAUGGAAGUCAUUGCUCCAGCUCCAGAAAAGCCAUCGAAUUUUGUUUCACGCCAUUGUCAUUUCUACAACUCACUGUUAUUUUAGAACUCUGUUUCGCAUAGAUAAACUAUGUCAGUGAACUCUGCAGGGCUGCAAGAGCGUAAAAGGACAAUGGCACGAAUGCCCUGCUACAAAAGAAUGCUUUUGCAACAAAGCCACAGUGAAUGAAAACGGCAGGGUUCUCCAGAGAGGUGUACCGUAAGGUGGUAUUGCUUGGAGAACGUCAUGGCUGCUGAUUUCUGCCAGGAGCCACUGGUGCUUCGAACAGAAGACUGGUUGGAAGAACUGUCGAUAUCCAGUAGAAAAAAGCCUUCUGUGCGGAGGAUCCGCUGUGCCUUGUGACCUCUCGCUUACCAGUGUCGCUACCAGAUGGUCUGGUGUACAGUCAUCAUUCCAUAUACCUCGUUUGUACAUAAAACAGACUGAACGAACUGAGCAUGUGUAGCUGCAGUGUAGCAUAUCUUCUUACCAAAGUCAACAGUAAUUUCGAUAGUCUCGCGAGCAUCUCAGGUGUAACUGCGAAAUACAUUGUCAGACUAAUGAAUUCCGAUACUUUUUGACUACCGCUGUAUUUCCAGGUGCUCCCACCUGACGAAGUGGAAACAUGUUCAGGACAUAUCAUGAGGGAUUCAGCCAAAUUAUAUUAGUGAAAGUCUCGAAGAGAAACAGACGAAAUAUAAUCUGUCGCAUGCUCACAAGUUACAGUGAUGUGCUAUUCACUCAAUCCUGUAGACAACGUUAUUCCAACCCAGCAGUCGUACAGCUGCCUGUGCAUGCAAAGCAGUAUUGGAAUAUGUCUUGAGCAUAUAAGAAGACUAUCUGAAGACAUAUAUCAAGACUAUCUCGUUGAAAAGCGACGCACGUGAUGUCUGAUCAACAUUAAAAAUAUUGUCUUUUC